Messenger RNA from Fulmarus glacialis (Northern fulmar), 810 nucleotides. Its product is annotated as PDZ domain-containing protein GIPC2-like. The transcript is spliced from 5 exons. The coding region runs from base 9 to 719 and encodes 236 amino acids. Gene Ontology annotation, molecular function: protein binding. The record is from RefSeq and is a predicted model, not a curated record. Lineage: Eukaryota; Metazoa; Chordata; Aves; Procellariiformes; Procellariidae.
CACAGAUCAUGUUUUGCACUUUGAACACUCAUAAAGCUGAUAUGGACAAGCUCUUAGGUGCACAAAUUGGCCUUGAAGAUUUCAUAUUUGCCCACAUAAAAGGACAACGAAAAGAAGUGGAAGUUCUUAAAACUGAUGAUGUGCUUGGGCUUACCGUUACAGACAAUGGAACUGGCUGUGCAUUUAUAAAGCGAAUCAAAGAAGGUAGCCUGAUGGACCAAACCAAAAUGAUCUGCGUGGGUGAUCACAUAGAGACUAUAAAUGGAAAAAAUGUGUCAGACUGUCGGCAUUAUGAAGUUGCCAAAAUGCUAAAAGAUCUGGAGAAAGGUCAGAUGUUUAAGCUGGAGUUGAUAGAGCCUAUGAAAGCAUUUGAAAAGCUGGAACCAAGGUCCAAAGGUGGAACUCUGCCAGAGGCUAAAAUCUCCAGAGGGAGAGAAACACUUCGGCUGAGAACCAAAGGCCCUGCUACUGUGGAGGAAAUGCCAACUGAAGUUGAAGAAAAAGCAAUUAAAAAAGUGGAUGAGCUUCUUGAAACAUACAUGGGGAUAAGAGAUAUUGAAUUAGCUGCAACAAUGGUGGAAGCUGGAAAAGACAAGAAAAACCCAGAUGAAUUUGCAGUGGCAUUGGAUGAAACUCUUGGAGACUUUGCAUUUCCAGAUGAGUUUGUCUUUGAUGUAUGGGGAGCAAUAGGUGAUGCUAAGCAGGGACGACUGGAAUGAGAACUGUGCAAUUUAUCAAUUCCUAUUUGAAAAUCCAAAAUUAUUUUUGAAUACGUACAUCAGAAUUUUAAUACUUUUAUUAAUAUGAAUC